CAGAGGUACGCUGCGAAUGGCGGAGACGCUGAGGCGGGUGCUAAACUCGGGCGGCGCGGCUGGCUCCGGGGAGGAGAACACAGCUGAGGCCGAACCGCCUUUGCUGCUGCUGGGCGGUCACGGCUCUGGAAAGACAGCGCUGCUAUUCGCGGCGGCCCUGGAGGCGGCAGGGGAAGGCCGAGGCCCUGUCCUCUUCCUGACUCGGAGGCCUCUGCAAAGCCUGCCUCGCCGGAUUGGAGCUGCGCUCGAACCCUUGCGGUUACAGAAGAUCCGCUUCCAGUACCCACCCUCUACCCGUGAGCUCCUCCGGCUCCUGUGCUCUGCCCAUGAGACGCGGGGGCCAGCCCCUUCCCUCCUGCUGCUCGAUGGCCUGGAGGAGUACCUAACGGAAGACCCCGGGUCCCAGGAAGCCGCCUACCUGGCCGCCCUGCUUCUGGACACAGCUGCCCACUUCAGCCACCGGGUUGGGUCUGGCCGGGGCUGUGGGCUCAUUGUGGCCCUCCAGACCCAGGAGGAGGGAGACAGUGCGACUGCCCCGCAGUUGGCACUGCUUCAGAGGUAUUUCCCUGCCCAGUGCUGGCUGCAGCCCGAUGCUCCAGGCCCAGGACAGCACUGCCUCCGAGCCUGCCUGGAGCCAGGUGGGCUGGGUGCCAGGGCAGAGUGGCAGGUGACUUUCCGACAAGAUGGAGAGAUGACAGUCACCCCGUGGCCCACGCAGGCUGGUGACACCAGCUUGCACAAGGGUUCAAGCUCUGGAGGCCAACCUUGAGGUUUGGAGUGUGACAACCUCUCUAUGCUUCAGUUUCCAUGGCUGGAAUACCUACCUCAGGGACAGAUGCAAAUUCAGAGACCUAAAGAUUAUAAAGUGCUUUUUCUCUCAUAAAUAUAGCAUUAUCCUGUACAUAUUGUCAACAUAUUGUUUAACUUUGCUGUUUUGAACUUUGUAAAGAGUUUCAUGACAAAUGUAA
Messenger RNA from Lagenorhynchus albirostris (white-beaked dolphin), 968 nucleotides. RefSeq names its product SWIM-type zinc finger 7 associated protein 1 (gene SWSAP1). Gene Ontology annotation, cellular component: Shu complex. Lineage: Eukaryota; Metazoa; Chordata; Mammalia; Artiodactyla; Delphinidae. The record is from RefSeq and is a predicted model, not a curated record. The transcript has 2 exons. Gene Ontology annotation, molecular function: single-stranded DNA binding. Gene Ontology annotation, biological process: double-strand break repair via homologous recombination. Bases 17 to 769 code for a protein of 250 amino acids.